UUUCUCUUUUCUUUUUUCUUUUUCUUUUUCUUUUUUCUUUUUUUUCCUUCUGUAACAAGGUGUGUCCAAGAGUGGGAACAUCCCAAUGCAAAUGUUUGCUGUCAUGUUGAAAUGCAUCUGAGAUUGACAAAGUUCCCUGGGCUCCAGGAGCAUUACACAACCCAUCCAGCACUAUAAAUCCAGGGUCUCACACUUCUCCCUCUUCUCCGCCUCUUUACAGCCCUUCACUCCUCCUCGUGGUGGGACCUCCCCUGACAUCCAGCUAUGCGGAUCCUCCAGCUGCUCUUUGCAGUCGUUAUCAUUCUCCUCCUCCAGGAUGCUCCGGCAAGUGGCCUGUCGGACAGCCAGCAGUGCAGAAGCAACCAUGGCCGUUGCCGGAGGCUUUGCUUCCACACGGAGCGAUGGGAAGGGACCUGUGGAAAUGGCCACGUGCGCUGCUGCCGAUGAGAACAAUCGUGCUGUGAUGGACCCUGGCACACCAAGGUGAUCCUGCAACCACAGCUGUACAUAGGACCUGCUCCAUGCCUAUACCUGCAGCUCAGUUUGUUCAUCACCAAUAAAGCUGUUGGGUUUUGAUGUCCUGC
Molecule: messenger RNA, 584 nt
Organism: Neopsephotus bourkii (Bourke's parrot)
Lineage: Eukaryota; Metazoa; Chordata; Aves; Psittaciformes; Psittacidae
Product: gallinacin-13-like
Exons: 2
Coding region: 265-447 (60 amino acids)
Biological process (GO): defense response to Gram-positive bacterium; innate immune response in mucosa; defense response to Gram-negative bacterium
Cellular component (GO): extracellular region
Molecular function (GO): CCR6 chemokine receptor binding
Source: RefSeq, a predicted model, not a curated record